Messenger RNA from Nicotiana attenuata, 1146 nucleotides. Its product is annotated as pentatricopeptide repeat-containing protein At5g64320, mitochondrial-like. Gene Ontology annotation, molecular function: protein binding. Bases 1 to 1146 code for a protein of 381 amino acids. The record is from RefSeq and is a predicted model, not a curated record. NCBI's taxonomy places the organism in Eukaryota, Viridiplantae, Streptophyta, Magnoliopsida, Solanales, Solanaceae. The transcript has 2 exons.
AUGAAGGAGCAUCUUCUAAAUCUAUUUGAAGAAAUGAAAAGCUUUGGGCCAUUGCCUAAUGUAAGGACAUACACAAUCCUGAUUAACUUUUACUGCAAAAUCUAUCAAGGGAUAGAAGAAGCCAAAAAGAUUUUUGAAGAAAUGCAGAAAAGACAGAUUAGUCCUUCUACUGUUACAUAUAGUACAUACAUUGAUGGACUUUUUAGAGUUGGAGAGGCUGAUUUUGCUCUGGACUUCAUUCGGGAUCUUAGAGAUAACAACAAGCCACUGAAUUAUUACCGCUACAAUGCUAUUAUUUUCCGAUUUUGUGCUACAGGUGAAGUAAAUAAAGCUUUAAGAAUUUUUGACGAAAUGAAGAGUUUUGGAAUUAUACCAGAUAUCCAUAGCUAUAAUAUUCUGAUUGAUGGAUUCUGCAAAAGCCAGAACGUCGAGAAAGCUAUAAAGUUAAUUGAGGAGAUGAAAGCUAAUAACAUAAAGCCUACCGUAGUCACUUAUAACUCACUUCUUAUUGGAUUCUGCAAAAUUGGAGCGAUGGAAAUAGCUAUUAAAAUGUUUUAUGAGCUUGAGAAUUCUAGAUACAAAUAUGAUCAGACUGCUUACAGGAGUAUGACGGAAGCUUUGCAACUGAUUGAUAAAAUGGUAAACCAAUGCAUCACAUCAAAUAGGUAUCGCUAUAAUGCAGUCAUUAACAGGUUGUGCAAAGAUGAAAAACCAGAAAAGGCUUUGGAAGUAAUUCCAAUAAUGCUUAAGAGGAACGCGUUGCAUGUUGCAAGUUGUAACACUCUUAUUGAUGGUUUUGCUAAACAGACCAAUUUAAAAAAGGCUUAUAUGUUGCAUGAGAAAAUGCAAAAACUUGGGAUUAGUCAUGACAUCAUCACGUGGACAAUUCUUGUGAACAUAUUAUGCAUGACAGGACAAGUGGGAAAAGCCAAUGAACUUCUUAGGGAUAUGCUUAUGAUGGGAUUGAAUCCUGAUACCAUCUCUUACACCUCCAUGAUAGCUGGCUUUUGUAAAAAUGGAUAUGUGAAUGAGGCCUUCGGAUUGUUCAAGAAAAUGCCACAUAUGCCUUCUGUUGUUACUUAUAAUUGCCUCAUUGAUGGAUGUUGCAAGGUACAUAGAGUGGAUAAGGCUUUAAUGUUGUAUUAG